Rubroshorea leprosula is the source of this 2445-nucleotide messenger RNA. The record is from the annotation of a GenBank genome assembly. Lineage: Eukaryota; Viridiplantae; Streptophyta; Magnoliopsida; Malvales; Dipterocarpaceae.
GAGGACCUGACACAACGCCUUCUGUACGAGAGAGAUUGGAAGAUGGGGUUUGAUUUUUGAAUGUGAUUGUUUUUUCUCUCCCUCUCUCUCUCUCUUCCUCUGUCUGGUUCUGUUAAAGCUUGUAUUUUUUUCAACUGGGAUUUCAAAUUUGGGAUCUUUUUUAUGGUUUAUGAUGUCUAAGGUUAUUUCCAUAUUUUUAAUGAUUUUUGACCGUUUAGUCUGUAGGAAACAAGGGAUGGUUUAUGGGCAUUUCUGAUUCUUGGGAUGAAAGCGUUUUUUGGGCUAAUCUUAGAAGUAUCGCUGCUUUGCAAACUUCCUCUUUGGAGAGAGUGAUUCUUAGAAGCAUUUUCUGGGUUAGUAUUGCGACUAGUUUGUAGAUAAAGCUAUGGUGUGUUGCUUUCUAGAGAAAAAAGGGAUAGCUUCAAGUGUUUUUGGCUUAAAGUUGCAAAGAGGGACUGUUUGGUGGAUGUAAAUGGUGGAGUACAUUGAAUGCCAAGGGAAAUCAAAGCAAUUUGAGGUCAUCUCUUGAGGUUCUGGUUUCUCUGAAUUUCAAAUCCGUCAGUACUGCGCUGGUGAUCAAUCUGAUCAAUAGACGUAUCUUAAAUCAUGGUGGAAGAAGGUUCAAAUCAGGUUUUGGCUGAUCCUUGGUCAGCAGAAGAAUGGUCAUCGCAUGCUCAAGAGCUUGUUCUAGAGGCACUGGAACUGGCCAGAAAGGUGACGGGGUUCCCUGGUAGAUGGAAGAUGAUAAUUGGCAAGUUGGAGCAGAUCCCAUCAUGCUUAUCGGACUUGUCAAGCCAUCCUUGUUUCUCCAAGAAUGCACUGUGUAAGGAGCAGUUGCAGGCAGUGUCAAAGACGUUGCAAGAAGCAACUGAAUUGGCUGAAUUGUGUGUGAAGGAAAAGUAUGAGGGGAAGCUCCAGAUGCAGAGUGAUCUUGAUGCAUUGUCUGGGAAGUUGGAUUUGAAUUUGCGGGAUUGCAGAUUAUUGGUCAAGACUGGGGUCCUAGGGGAGGCCACUUUGCCUCUAUCCAUGGCUGGAUCUACAGCAGAACCGGAAAUUUCAAUGCAUAGUCAUAUAAAGGAAUUGCUUGCACGGCUUCAGAUCGGUCACCUGGAGUCAAAGCACAAAGCACUUGACAGUCUUGUGGAGGUCAUGAAGGAGGAUGAAAAGAAUGUCUUGUCAGGUUUGGGGCGGAGCAACAUUGCAGCUCUAGUCCAAUUGUUAACAGCUACUUCUCCCUGUAUCCGGGAAAAGACCGUGGCUGUAAUCUGUUCACUUGCUGAAUCUGGUAGUUGUGAGAAUUGGCUUGUCUCUGAAGGUGUUUUGCCACCUCUCAUAAGGCUCGUUGAAUCUGGCAGUCCAGUUGGUAAAGAGAAGGCUACAAUUUCAUUGCAGAGAUUAUCAAUGUCUACUGAAACAGCCAGAGCUAUUGUUGGGCAUGGUGGGGUUCGACCAUUGAUUGAGAUCUGUCAAACAGGGGACUCUGUUUCUCAGGCUGCAGCUGCCUGUACAUUGAAAAAUAUAUCAGCUGUUCCUGAGGUUAGACAAAAACUAGCCGAAGAAGGAAUCAUAAGGGUUAUGAUCAAUCUCCUUGAUUGUGGAAUUUUGUUGGGUUCUAAAGAAUAUGCAGCAGAAUGCUUGCAGAAUCUCACUGCAAGCAAUGAGAAUCUAAGAAGAUCUGUCAUCUCAGAAGGGGGAAUUCGAAGCCUCUUGGCAUACCUUGACGGUCCUUUGCCCCAAGAAUCCCCAGUUGCAGCCUUGAGGAAUUUGGUUGGCUCUGUUUCCAUGGAAGUAUUGAUUUCUCUUGGUUUCCUCCCCCGCCUGGUUCAUGUUCUGAAAUCAGGAUCCCUUGGUGCACAACAAGCUGCAGCAUCAGCCAUCUGCAAGGUUUGCAGUUCCACAGAAAUGAAGAAAUUGGUUGGUGAAGCUGGGUGCAUUCCUCUACUCAUCCAAUUGCUUGAGUCUAAAUCAAACAGUGUUCGAGAAGUUGUUGCUCAAGCCAUUUCAAGUUUGGUGACUCUCUCCCACAAUUGCAGAGAAGUAAAGAGGGAUGACAAAAGUGUACCAAACCUGGUCCAAUUGCUGGAACCAAGCCCUCAAAAUACUGCAAAGAAAUACGCGGUUCCCUGCCUCUCAUCCCUCUCUUCAAGCAAGAAAUGUAAGAAACUCAUGAUCUCAUAUGGGGCAAUCGGAUAUCUGAAAAAGCUCUCAGAGAUGGACAUCCACGGUGCCAAAAAGCUACUCGAGCGGUUGGAAAGAGGGAGGCUAAGAAGUUUGUUUCGCAGGAGGUAAAGGGAAAGAUAAAAAGCCAACCUUUCCUUCUGUUUCUUUUCCCUCCCAUCCCUUGUUCAUUUUAUGUAAUGUACUAAUGUAUGCUCUCUCCCUUUUUUCUUAUUUUUGCCAAUGUAAUCUAUAUGAUCAAUGGUUUAAUAAUUUAUUAGCCUAUUU